AUGAACCCGCCGGCGCCCGGCAAGCCGGCUACGCGCACCUCAGGGUACAACCAAAAAGCGCUAGCCGAGAUCAGAAACUCUCUACUCCCGUUUGCUAAUAUUGGGAGUUUAGACCCACCCGGCUCAUCUGCUGCUAGCACAGUGAGCUCCGGUGUCAGCUCUGGAUUCAGUUCCUCUUCGGGCAAUGGCCUAGAUAAGGACUUAAAUGUAUUGCCACAAUCAUUAAAUCAGCUUAUUGCAUUGGGUUAUGAUGAGGAUCCUGCAGUAAAAGCAUUAAAAUAUGCUGGUGGCCGAUUUGAUGCUGCACUUGAUUAUUUAUCAAAAAAACAAGAACCCCUUAAUGGUGUUUUAAAAUCAUCAAACUUAAGCGCACUAAACACAAAGCUCAUUAGGAAGCCAAGUUUGGAAAGGGAAAUAAAUCGACAUAGGGGAAGCCCUGCAUUAGAUUCAGGGGCAGGCAGCUCACGGUCCGAUAGUCCUCGCCAGUCAGAAGGGCCACCUCUACCACAUGAAAAAUUAAGUAGGCAAUAUUCACCAUCAGGAUUUUCGGAACCUCCUCCUCCACCGCCUCCAAGAUGUCCUUCAACGCCACCUGUACCGCCCUCAGUUCACCAGUACAUGAAACGCAUAUCACCUGCCCCACCGUUGCCACCUGCAAGAGGCACAAGUCCAGUCGCUUCAGGGGCACCAGCCCCUUCAUCGCGACAACCUAUGAUAGUUCAAAAUGGGCCACAAGUUCAGCAGCAACUCUCACAACAGAUACAAGCUUUAAGUAUUUACCAAACUACAACAGAACUACCACCACCAUAUCCAUUAUCAGGUGUUCCUCCACCACCACCUUAUUCAGUAUCUAUCCAAAAUCGACAAAGCCCAACUCAAUCUCAAGAUUACAGAAAAAGUCCUUCUUCAGGGAUAUAUUCAGGAGGCACAUCAGCUGGGUCGCCGAGUCCUAUUACUGUGACACAAUCGACAGGCUCAGCUUCCGGCAUGACUCGCCCUACGCCUAUACAGGCGUGGACAGCGAGACAAGCAGUUCAACCUCCUAUUAUAAUGCAAUCAGUCAAGAGUACCCAAGUGCAGAAACCAGUUCUGCAGACGGCCAUCGCACCCGUUGCACCUCCUGUUGCGAGUGCAGUAGUCCAACCUCCCCCGCCAUCGUAUGCUAGUUCAAUACAGCAGAAACAAGCACAAACACCACCAAGUUACCCACUUGCCCCAAAGCCAUCUUCACCUGGCUCUACUCCGCCUAUACCGACUGCUACGACUCCAACAAUCCCGACCACAGAACCUCCCAGCUAUGCUAUAACUAUGCAAGCCUUAGCUGUACAACGAGGUAUGAAUCCUAUUCCCCCACCUCCUUAUGGCAAUCAAAUUGAAAACACCACUACUGUGAGUUCCCACCAUUCACCUUUACACAAGAAAUACUCAAACAAUGAUAUACCGACUGAACUCAAAUGCCAUAAUCAAACAUGUAAUCUGUUAAAAGACAGUGCAUGUGGUUCAGAUAAAAGUUCGAAUGGUUCCGGACAUCGUCGCUCUAAAGACCCAGAAAAAAUACGACAUCAUUCUCCCAUUCCCGAAAGAAAAAACAUCAGUAAGGAAAAGGAGGAUGAGAGAAGAGACUGUAAAGUUAGGAAUUACUCUCCACAAGCAUUCAAGUUCUUUAUGGAGCAGCAUGUUGAGAAUAUUCUGAAGUCUUAUAAACAAAGAACCUAUCGAAGGAUGCAAUUAGAAAAGGAAAUGACCAAAAUAGGCCUCAGUUCUGAAGCUCAGGAUCAAAUGAGGAAAAUGCUAUCACAGAAGGAAUCGAAUUAUAUUCGGUUAAAGCGUGCAAAAAUGGAUAAGUCUAUGUUCACAAAAAUAAAACCUAUUGGUGUAGGUGCAUUUGGGGAAGUAACGCUGGUGAGGAAAAUUGAUACUAGUCAUCUCUAUGCCAUGAAAACGCUUCGGAAAGCCGAUGUUUUGAAACGGAAUCAAGUUGCGCAUGUGAAAGCAGAAAGGGAUAUUCUUGCCGAAGCGGACAAUGAGUGGGUUGUGAAGCUCUAUUACAGUUUUCAAGACAAAGAUAAUCUGUAUUUUGUCAUGGACUAUAUUCCUGGUGGUGAUUUGAUGUCGUUGUUGAUAAAACUAGGUAUAUUUGAGGAGAAUUUGGCUAGGUUUUACAUUGCGGAGUUGACGUGUGCUGUAGAAAGUGUACAUAAAAUGGGCUUUAUUCAUCGGGAUAUAAAGCCAGAUAAUAUACUUAUUGACCGUGAUGGACAUAUCAAAUUGACAGACUUUGGCUUAUGUACAGGAUUCCGGUGGACGCAUAAUUCUAAAUAUUAUCAAAGAAAUGAUCACGGACGACAAGACUCAAUGGACCCAGUAGACGGCGAAUGGGGUGCUAUGGGAGAAUGCCGUUGUCACCAACUUAAGCCUCUGGAAAGGCGGCGGAAGCGGGAGCACCAGCGAUGCGAGGCGCACUCUCUCGUCGGGACCCCGAACUACAUAGCGCCCGAAGUGCUGCAAAGAACUGGUUAUACGCAACUAUGCGACUGGUGGUCGGUGGGCGUCAUCCUCUAUGAGAUGCUGGUUGGCUCACCGCCAUUCUUAGCUGCCACUCCUGCUGAAACCCAACUUAAGGUGAUAAAUUGGGAAAGCACGCUGCAUAUACCAGAUGCUGCCAAUCUAUCUCGUGAGAGCAAAGACCUUAUCCUAAAACUUUGCUCUGGACAGGAGAAAAGGCUCGGCAAAGACGCCACAGAAGUGAAGAACCAUCCUUUCCUCAAGGGUAUUGAUUUUGACAAGGGAUUGAGAAGGCAAGUGGCCCCCUACAUCCCUAGAAUAGAUUAUCCCACGGACACGUCAAACUUUGAUCCAAUAGAUCCAGAUAAACUACGGAAUUCUGGCAGCUCGGACUCAAACAAGUCUGACAGUGAACUAUUAGAUAAUGGCAAGACUUUCCAUGGUUUCUUCGAGUUCACAUUUAGAAGGUUUUUUGAUGAUGGCUACACGAACAAAAUAAACCUGGACGAUAACGAUAACCAGGGGCCUGUGUAUGUUUAG
This is a messenger RNA of Leptosia nina, 3045 nucleotides long. The record is from the annotation of a GenBank genome assembly. NCBI's taxonomy places the organism in Eukaryota, Metazoa, Arthropoda, Insecta, Lepidoptera, Pieridae.